Salvia splendens (bonfire salvia) is the source of this 2046-nucleotide messenger RNA. Its product is annotated as twinkle homolog protein, chloroplastic/mitochondrial. The transcript has 15 exons. Gene Ontology annotation, biological process: DNA replication. NCBI's taxonomy places the organism in Eukaryota, Viridiplantae, Streptophyta, Magnoliopsida, Lamiales, Lamiaceae. Bases 121 to 1725 code for a protein of 534 amino acids. Gene Ontology annotation, molecular function: 5'-3' DNA helicase activity; single-stranded DNA binding; ATP binding. The record is from RefSeq and is a predicted model, not a curated record.
CUAAAAAUUCGGAAAAUAGCUUCUUCUCCUUAAACCCUUCACUGCUUCCCUCCCGCCUUCCAUGGCAGCUGAAAACCCCUUCUCUCUCUCUUGCUAACGACGAUUCUAGAGAGAGAAACUAUGUUUUUUCUACCGCCUCGUAAAUUUUUGCUCAGUCCUUCCUCGAAGAGUAGCAGAGUUAUUGCCAUGGGUUCCAAAAAUUUUCUGCUUCAGAAAUCGCCGGCUGCUCCGGCUACAUACGCCUGCUUACAUUCGCUCCAUGAUUCUUCUAAUUCUUCGCCGAGAACACUUCUUUUUGACUCAUACAGUCGGAAAUGCUCGAGGCUUUUUGCUAUUCCGAAGCAAUUGCAGCUGAAUUAUCUGAGGGCUAAUGGCUACAGUUAUACGCCCUAUGCUGCCAUGCCUAUUCCGAGACCGAUUUCUGAUGUCAAUGUUGAGACUCUGGAGAAGCAAUUCGUUGAUGAAAAGAAGCUGGUGAUGUUAAAGCAGAAGUUGCAGGAAAUUUGGUGGCCAUCAUUGUUGAGGGUGAAAUGGACAAGCUUGCUAUGGAAGAAGCGGGCUUCAAGAAUUGUGAACUGCCCACAGAAGAAAAGGACACGAAGUAUCAAUAUCUAUGGAACUGCAAAGAAUAUACUGAAAAGGGCAUCUCGCAUAAUUCUUGCAACUGAUGGUGAUCCUCCUGGUCAAGCCUUGGCAGAAGAACUUGCUUUGCUCCUGGGAAGAGAAAGGUGCUGGAGAAUCAAGUGGCCAAAAAAGAAUGAUACUGAAUAUUUUAAAGAUGCAAAUGAGGUGCUUAUGUAUAUGGGCCCUGAUGCACUGAAGGAUGUCAUUGAAAAUGCAGAGCUUUAUCCAAUAAGAGGGUUGUUUAAUUUUAGGGAUUACUUUGACGAGAUUAAUGACUAUUAUAACCAGUCUCUUGGUUUUGAGCUUGGUUUUUCAACAGGAUGGAAGGCCCUCAAUGAAUUAUACAAUGUUGUGCCUGGGGAAUUGACAAUUGUUACGGGAGUUCCAAAUUCAGGCAAGAGUGAAUGGAUCGAUGCUCUAUUAUGCAAUCUCAAUCAUAGUGUAGGCUGGAAAUUUGCACUAUGUUCAAUGGAAAAUCAGGUUAGGGAGCAUGGAAGAAAACUCUUGGAGAAACAUAUAAAAAAGCCUUUCUUCGAUGUUAGGUAUGGGGAACAUGUUGAGAGGAUGAGCACCGAGGAACUGGAGCGAGGAAAGAAAUGGCUCAGAGAUUCAUUUUCUCUAAUCAGGUGUGAGAACGAUUCCCUUCCAAGUAUACGCUGGGUUCUUGAACUUGCAAAAAUAGCAGUUCUACGCUAUGGGGUUAGUGGGCUCGUAAUUGAUCCAUACAAUGAACUGGAUCAUCAACGCCCUCCUAAUCAGACCGAGACUGAAUACGUGAGUCAGAUGCUGACCACAGUGAAGCGGUUUGCUCAGCAUCAUUCAUGUCAUGUUUGGUUUGUUGCUCAUCCAAGACAGUUGCAUAAUUGGAUUGGAGGCCCUGCAAACAUGCAUGACAUCAGUGGGAGCGCACACUUCAUAAACAAGUGCGACAAUGGAAUUGUUAUCCAUCGUAACAGGGACCCGGAUGCUGGCCCCAUGGACUUAGUUCAGGUUUGUGUGCGGAAAGUACGUAAUAAAGUAAUAGGAACCAUUGGAGACACCUAUUUGUCAUAUAACAGAUACAAACCUUCUCUAUUGAGUGGCGAAAAGCGUCUAUCGUGAUUAUGUGUUUCUGAUAACUGUGACAACGGCCUAUCAGGGUAACUGGUGAGUACGGGGAUAUUGAUGUGACGGACCUCCUAUCUAAGCGCAAGCGCGGUCCUUAAGGUUUGAGGUUCGGGCUCAGCGAGGAGCUCGAUAUUCAUUGUUGAAGGUAUUAUUGUUAAUCUAUGUUAUGCUUAUAUAUAUAUAUAUGGUUGAUUCCAGAUUUGCUAGCCAAUUUUGUGUAACGUAGAGCAGUAGGCUUGAGAUUGACAUCAUUAAUUUCUGUAUAUAUUUUGAUUACUAUUGGCUAAAUGAAGGAUGUUGAUAUUUGGAGUUUUC